Molecule: messenger RNA, 673 nt
Organism: Fulmarus glacialis (Northern fulmar)
Lineage: Eukaryota; Metazoa; Chordata; Aves; Procellariiformes; Procellariidae
Gene: PPCS
Product: phosphopantothenoylcysteine synthetase
Exons: 2
Coding region: 7-423 (138 amino acids)
Biological process (GO): coenzyme A biosynthetic process
Cellular component (GO): cytoplasm; nucleus
Molecular function (GO): phosphopantothenate--cysteine ligase activity
Source: RefSeq, a predicted model, not a curated record
AGCGUCAUGUUUUACCUGGCAGCCGCUGUGUCGGAUUUCUACAUCCCCGACUCAGAGAUGCCCGAGCACAAGAUCCAGUCCUCGGAGGGGCCCCUGCAGAUCACAAUGAAGAUGGUGCCAAAAAUGCUGUCUCCUCUCGUCAAAGAAUGGGCCCCGGAGGCAUUUGUUAUUUCCUUUAAGCUGGAGACGGAUCCCUUGAUCUUAAUUGAUAAAUCGCGGCAGGCUCUGGAGAAAUAUCGUCACCAGGUGGUGGUAGCAAAUAUCCUGGAGUCCCGGAGAACCUCUGUUAUUAUUGUAACCAAAGACUCACAGACUCCGUUAUCUCUUUCUGAUGAGGAAAUAGCGCAAGGCAUGGAAAUAGAGGAAAAGAUAGUGAGCUAUCUUCAGGGCCAACAUACUGCAUUUAUAGAGAAGAAAGUCUGAGGACCAGCUCUGAAUGAAACAAGUGAAAUUGUACUAGAGAGGGAGUGGAACUGGAGCAAUUCUCUAUCCCAGGUAAAUAAAACAAUCCUCAGUGAAACACUGUGGGAAAGGCUGCCGUCCAAAACCGUGUAACGUUUCUACGGCUUGGUAAUGGUUAUUGUUGCUUGCUUUGAAAAAGAAAAAUACACUGAAGUGAAAACAUUCCAAAGGAUGAUAUUUGUUCUGGUGUCUAAAGAAGGAAUGGAUAUAU